Messenger RNA from Pseudo-nitzschia multistriata, 2441 nucleotides. The record is from the annotation of a GenBank genome assembly. Lineage: Eukaryota; Bacillariophyta; Bacillariophyceae; Bacillariales; Bacillariaceae.
UACGGUACGUACUUUUGACGAGGAAGRACAGUAACGUACAUGGGUGGCUACUGGUUGCGUUACGAGUAAAGUACGCACCGUACGUACGGUAUGAUACUCCGAGAGUUCGAGAAUAUUCAUUAAUACGUACUUAUAUUAUGUAAAAAGAUUAUGAUUACGAUCUUUGUUUUCAUGAAGACUCAUCACUCCUGGAAAGGGAACGAAGACAGCUCGGAAACCAAAUAUUUUUGAUCGCGAUGACCCCUCAAAUAACGCAAGCGCACGAUGUACUGUAUUUCGUCGAGACAUUGGACAGAAGACAAUACAAACAAACACAACUUAAUGCACKAAAACGAUGGUAAGAUCAUAAGGCAACGCACAAGAAUGGUGUCAUAUUUCAUCGGAUGUGUUUGGUUAUUGAGAGCAGUAGGAUGUUGCAGUGGUGCACUUUAUAUGCUGUUAUUUGUUUCAACGGGUCAUACAGUCUGUCUGUCUCGAUAUUGAUGAAAGYAUUGCGGCUUCUGCAAUGGAUAAGCAUUGAGUUUGAUAGAGACGACAGGAAAGCUCAUUGUGCGUUCUCGAGGUUGCUUAUUCAUUUUUGUCGAAGAUUUAUGUAUAGUUCUGUCGAUACUUCACUUAUAUGAGCGUAAACUGUGGGGACUACUGCAAUUGUCGCUUCCACGCACCGUUUAUUGUACGUCAUUGUUCUAACCAUUAUUUUCCACUGCUGUGACUCUCGUCAUUUCUCGGCUCCUGGAACAACGAUAUUUCAUGGCGUUCCACMUGAAAGGUCGUUUUGUCUGCUUCUGUUUGCACCAGACAGGGCAAAGCCCUUGUCUCUCGACAAUUUGUAGAAAUGAACCGUCUGCGUGUAGAAGGUCUUCUAGCUGCGUUUCCGAAGCUCAUUGGACAUGCUAAGCAGCACACAUAUGUCGAAACCGAUGUUGUUCGGUAUGUUUAUCAACCUCUCGAAAACAAUCUUUWCUUGCUGCUGAUUACUACCAAAGCCUCCAACAUUGUCGAAGACCUUGGCACAUUGAGACUUUUGGCGAAAGUUGUUCCAGACGUUGCAGGGGGAUUUCAAGAACAUGUUAUCAAUGAAAACGCAUUCGAACUUAUUUUUGCAUUUGACGAAGUGCUCACAGCAGGAGGAUACAAAGAGGACGUUUCCCUGUCUGCGAUUAGAACCAACCUACUCAUGGAUUCUCACGAAGAAAAAAUCGCAGUGGCGCUCCAGAAAUCCAAGCAAGAGGCUGCGAGAGCAGAAAUGCAAAAGAAGGCCAAGACUCUUCAAGAAGAAAGGAUGGCACAAAUGCGACAGGCGUUUGUCACCGGYCAAGCAACUUCAGGGCCAACUGGACGUAUGGAGGGCUUCGGAGGAGGAGGUGCGCCGUCUCAACAGUCGGGCAUUGGAAGUUUUAUGGAUCAAUUCCAACAACCGAACGAAGACAGCCAACAACAGGCAGUCCAGGAAGAAUACAACCCGUAUGCAGCACUCCAGCGGCCCAAGGCUCCGACAGCUGUUGCCCCCAAGGUCUUGGCGAAGUCUGGCAUGAAAUUAGGUGGAAUGGGGGGAGCGAAAAAGGACUCUCUWAUCUCAGCUAUGGCUGCCGAAGACAACUUGUUCGGAGGUGCCUCUAAGGCGGGUGGUCCAGAUUUCGGAUUUGGUAAAGCUGUGGCUCCGCCUGCUGCAGCCCCAUCCACUCCGCUCACUUUGUCAUUAGAAGAAAAGAUUACAGUUGCCAUGAAUCGCGAAGGAGCCGUCGAAUCUUGCGAUGUUAAGGGUAUUUUGAAUCUCACUGCCAACACUGACGCGGGUGCAGCUGCUGUCAUUGCCGUCAAUAAGGCACAACUACCAACAACUUUUAAUUUUGCGACACAUCCUAAGGUUGACAAGAAGGUAUACGAAAGACAAGGAGUKUUGUCACUUAAGGGAGGCAAAGGCUUUCCAGUUGGACGCGGUGUUGGUAUUCUUCGUUGGUCUACUGGAAGUGAUGAUGCGCCUCCAGUCAGUAUCAACUGUUGGCCGGAAGAAGAAGGAGGUGGAAGAAUCAUGGUGAACAUUGAAAUGGAGUUGACUCGAAUGGAUGUUGUUCUUCACGAUGUCAAUAUUCUUCUGCCACUAGGAACUCAGAAUCCUCCUUCUAUCGAAAGUAUAGAUGGACAAAUGAAACACGACCCUGCGGCAGGGAUGAUGUGUUGGCAUUUUGAUACGGUGGAUGCCAGUAACAGCACCGGAAGUCUGGAAUUCAGUGUUGAUGGAGAAAAUACAGAAGUAUUCUUCCCAAUUCAAGUUGGGUUCCGGUCCGAGACACUUCUCUGCCCAAUUGAAAUCACUGGAGUAACAAGCUCGGUGUCUGGAGCUCCCAUCCCCAACCAGAUGACAAAAAGUUUUGUCCCUGAAAGCUAUCAAGUGGCUUAAAAAUAUAUCAACGAUAGAAUAAUAAUUUCAUGGCAUCCUU